Nanorana parkeri is the source of this 2816-nucleotide messenger RNA. It is a transcript of the gene EZH2, whose product is annotated as enhancer of zeste 2 polycomb repressive complex 2 subunit. Gene Ontology annotation, molecular function: protein binding; histone H3K27 methyltransferase activity. Gene Ontology annotation, biological process: chromatin remodeling. The coding region runs from base 307 to 2556 and encodes 749 amino acids. Lineage: Eukaryota; Metazoa; Chordata; Amphibia; Anura; Dicroglossidae. The record is from RefSeq and is a predicted model, not a curated record. The transcript is spliced from 20 exons.
GCACGGCUACAUGAGGGGGGAUCGCUGGCGCCGGCUUCAUUUCCCUCUCUGCUCUGCUAUUGGCCGCCGACUGUUCGGGCACCGCAGGAGCCACCAAUGAAACGCCAGAGCGAAGGCGCCGGUGUGGGCGUGUCUGUAGCCGGAGGAAGGGUGGGCGGGGAGAGGAGGAUCAGGGAGGUUAGUUUGGCGCCCGGGACCGGUGCUGGUGAGUGAGCUCGGCCGGCAAAUACACACACUGGGGGGAAAGGUGGCGAGUCGGGGGAAGCGGAGCACCGGAGGAGGCAGGAACCGCACACACGGAUAAUCAUGGGCCAGACGGGUAAGAAAUCUGAGAAGGGACCAGUAUGCUGGAGGAAGCGGGUGAAGUCCGAGUACAUGCGCUUGCGGCAGCUCAAGCGGUUCCGACGAGCCGAUGAAGUAAAGAGUAUGUUUAAUUCAAAUCGUCAAAAAAUUCUGGAGCGAACGGAAAUCUUAAACCAAGAAUGGAAGCAAAGAAGAAUUCAACCUGUGCACAUUAUGACCUCAGUCGGUUCUCUUCGAGGGACAAGAGAGUGCUCUGUGACUAGUGACUUUGAUUUCCCUAAACAAGUUAUCCCACUGAAAACCCUCAACGCUGUAGCCUCUGUGCCUAUCAUGUAUUCCUGGUCUCCCCUUCAACAGAAUUUUAUGGUAGAAGAUGAGACUGUGUUACAUAACAUUCCUUACAUGGGUGAUGAGGUGCUGGACCAAGAUGGGACUUUUAUAGAAGAGUUGAUCAAAAACUAUGAUGGAAAGGUCCACGGCGACAGGGAGUGCGGCUUUAUUAAUGACGAAAUAUUCGUGGAGCUGGUUAAUGCCCUAAGCCAGUACAGCGAUUAUGAAGAUGAUGAGGAUGGUGAUGGCGAUGACAAUCAGGACGAAGACAGAGAUGACAAAGAAAAGGAUCAGGAUGACGGCAUGGAUAACAAGGUGACCCAACUGCCACGGAAGUUUCCCUCUGAUAAAAUCUUUGAGGCAAUAUCUUCCAUGUUUCCUGACAAGGGAACAACAGAGGAGCUGAAGGAGAAGUACAAGGAACUGACAGAACAGCAGCUACCUGGAGCUCUUCCUCCAGAAUGUACCCCAAACAUUGAUGGACCAAAUGCAAAAUCUGUGCAAAGGGAGCAGAGUCUUCAUUCAUUCCACACGUUGUUUUGUAGGAGAUGUUUCAAGUAUGACUGCUUCUUGCAUCCUUUUCAUGCCACUCCAAACACAUACAAAAGAAAAAACAAUGAAGCUGCAAACGACGGAAAACCUUGUGGACCCAACUGUUACCAGCUUUUGGAAGGUGCCAAGGAAUAUGCUGCAGCUCUAACAGCAGAGAGGAUAAAGACCCCACCAAAGCGCCCUGGUGGUCGCCGAAGAGGCAGACUUCCAAAUAGCACCAGCAGACCUAGCACGCCAACUGUCAACGCGUCAGAAGCCAAAGACACCGAUAGCGAUAGGGAAGCUGGCACAGAGACUGGUGGAGAAAGCAAUGAUAAGGAAGAGGAAGAAAAGAAAGACGAAUCCUCUAGUUCUUCUGAACCAAAUUCUCGUUGCCAAACGCCAGUCAAGAUGAAGCCAAAUGAGCUCCCUGAGAAUGUAGACUGGAGUGGAGCGGAAGCAUCUCUGUUUAGAGUCCUCAUUGGCACCUAUUAUGACAAUUUCUGUGCUAUUGCCAGGUUGAUUGGCUCAAAAACAUGUCGACAGGUAUACGAGUUUAGAGUAAAGGAAUCAAGUAUCAUAGCUCCGGUCCUUGCUGAGGAUGUGGACACACCACCCAGAAAGAAAAAGCGGAAGCAUAGGCUGUGGGCUGCACACUGCAGGAAAAUCCAGCUGAAAAAAGAUGGCUCCUCUAAUCAUGUUUACAAUUACCAGCCUUGCGAUCACCCUCGCCAACCCUGCGAUGGUUCCUGUCCCUGUGUGAUUGCACAGAAUUUCUGUGAGAAGUUCUGUCAGUGCAGCUCUGAGUGCCAAAACAGGUUCCCUGGAUGUCGCUGUAAGGCCCAGUGCAACACCAAGCAGUGUCCAUGUUACCUUGCUGUGCGGGAGUGUGACCCAGACUUGUGUCUUACCUGUGGAGCUGCCGAUCACUGGGAUAGCAAAAAUGUUUCAUGCAAGAACUGCAGUAUUCAGCGGGGAUCCAAGAAGCAUUUGCUUCUGGCUCCUUCUGAUGUAGCUGGCUGGGGAAUCUUCAUCAAAGAACCCGUACAGAAGAACGAGUUCAUCUCUGAAUACUGUGGAGAGAUUAUAUCUCAGGAUGAAGCCGACCGCAGAGGCAAAGUCUAUGACAAAUACAUGUGCAGCUUUCUCUUCAACUUGAAUAAUGAUUUUGUAGUUGAUGCAACCCGCAAAGGAAACAAAAUUCGCUUUGCAAAUCAUUCUGUGAAUCCAAACUGCUAUGCAAAAGUAAUGAUGGUGAAUGGUGACCACAGAAUAGGCAUUUUUGCAAAAAGAGCCAUCCAGACAGGUGAAGAACUGUUCUUUGACUAUAGGUAUAGCCAAGCUGAUGCUCUAAAAUAUGUGGGUAUUGAGAGAGAAAUGGAAAUCCCUUGAUUCACCAGCUACCUCCUCUUACAACCCAUGCCUUACCUUCUUCAGGAAUUUCUAAUACUGGCUCAAUUUUAGCUACAAGAAAAAAAUGAGUUGAAGUUCUGAAUUUACCGAGUACUGUACAAGUAAUUUAUAGUGACGUCAAAAGAAGAUCCAUUAUGCUUUUUUUUUUUGCCAGAUGCAAAACGUUUUGUACUGAUGAACUUUUGGCAAUAAUGUAUUGUGGUACAUCUCCCACCUCAAAUAAACUAUACUUGAACUUC